Dromiciops gliroides (monito del monte) is the source of this 1677-nucleotide messenger RNA. RefSeq names its product NDUFA4 mitochondrial complex associated like 2 (gene COXFA4L2). The record is from RefSeq and is a predicted model, not a curated record. Lineage: Eukaryota; Metazoa; Chordata; Mammalia; Microbiotheria; Microbiotheriidae. The transcript has 4 exons. Bases 1270 to 1533 code for a protein of 87 amino acids.
CUUAUUACCAGAUCUCCCAAACUGGCCCAACCUCCUUGCAGACUAGCUUUUUAGGAGAGGGGAGAGGAUUGGGAGGGGAAGAUUUUGCCCUUCUGUCUCCCUAUCAUGUCUCUGGUGACAAUGUUGCUGAGCAAUUAGUUUAACAAGUGUGUGAGGGUGGGGGUGGCUCUCAUCCCAGUGUCCCUGGCUUUGAUUCCAAGCCUGAUCCAAUGGGAGCUAAGAAGGGGAGCAAUGAGAUGGUGGUGGAGAGAGACAUAGUCUCUGAAUUUCACAGAACGAUCACAAGACCCCAGCCUUUAACUCUAAGGCCUCCAAAACCAGACAUCUCUACUCCUUUCCCCCAGACUCCCAGGUCUCUGGGCCCUGUUGCAGAUGUCCUGGGCCAUGUCACAGAACCUAUACCCCUGCCAAUUAUUCUUGGGAGGGGCUCCAAUGUUGAGUAAUCCUGGGCCAACUCUUUGUUCUUGCUGGUCCGGAGGGUCACCUCUCCCAAAGAGGGUCUAUGGACCCCAGAGGAGCCCUUGUAUAGAUUUCAAGGGAGUCAUUUAAUUGGAUGGGAAAACAAUUACAUCUUUAUUUUCACCAACCUUUAAAUGACUUUAUGUUUCCUUCAAUUAUGGAUUUUUAAGAACCCCUUUAUUCUGAGAAGGGAUGUGUGGGUUUCAAUCGAUUGUCAAAGGUGGUCGUGAUACAAAAAAAAAAGUUAAAACCCCUGAUCUAGUUGAACGGGGUUCAAAGCUGGAACUGACUGGGAGACAAAAAUUCCUGUAUCCAAUCCUCAACUCAUCGACUCUGCUUCAAUUCGACCUCCCUCUUUCGGUUCUCCUGGCUCGAAGAGGGACUUCCUGCUCCACACCCUCCCCGACUUCUUCCAAGCCUCAAUUCUCAAAAAUACUUUGGCGAUCUGCGGGUACGUUGGGGGAGGGGGUUCGUGAAGGUUAUUACUAUAUUGCUCAGAAUGUGAGCGGCCUGGGCUCGGGCUGAAUUGGGCAGGGGUAUAUUCUUGUCCUAGGAAGUGUGGGAGGUGGCAUCCCAUUGCAGACGCCAGCCCCCAAACCCUAUUCCGAGGCUUUCCCCAGUUCCGCCGCUGGAGGAGAGAGGAGGCGAAGUGGAAGAGGUGGAGGCAAACUCAGGGCUGGGCUGAGCUGACCCCUCCCAGAGCCCCAGGCAAAUGGGAUGGGGGAGAGGUGGUAACCCUGGAGGAGAAAAAGAGUGGAACUGGAAGAGGAGGAGGAGAAGGAGAAGACGACGGGAGAAUACAGAAGCAACAUGUUGGGAAGCAAAUUUUGGGACCGUUUCAUCCGGCAGAUCAAGAGAAACCCCGGACUUAUCCCGCUAAUCAGCUUCAUUGGCCUGGGCAUGGGCAGCGCUGCACUUUACCUGCUUAGACUCGCCUUACGCAGCCCCGACGUCAGCUGGGACAGAAAAAACAACCCAGAACCUUGGAAUCGCCUGAACCCCAAUGACCAGUACAAGUUCCUCGCAGUCUCCAUGGACUACAAGAAACUGAAGAAGGAUCGGCCGGACUUCUGAAGUGGGGGCCCUUAAGAGGGUGUGUGUAUGUGUAGGGGGGUGGGGGUGGUUCUUGCUGUGGGGCACCGGUGCCUGUGACCGAGUGGAGUUGGGGCCGAGGGGUGAGGGAUAGCAGACUGGGUGUCUCGAUGCCAAUAAACACCA